AUGAAUAAAAAAUCGAUCAGUAAGAACUUGCACUCUUCCAUUGAAUCAAAGCCAGAUGAAACUUUUAUAAGCGAAGACGACGUAACAACGCACAAUCAAAAAUUAAAAUCCAAAACUUUUUUGAAAAACUCAGAUAAAUUGGAAACGUUACCGCAGAGUACUGUUUUAAACGAAAAAGGUUCCCUUGAAAGAUUUGAAAGUCAGACAAAUGAUAAGAAAAAAAAAAUCAUUUACAGGUCAGAAAAAGUGAUGGAAGAGAUGAAAAAAGCUGCCCAAUUAAAUGCUCAAGUGAAAGUAAACGUAAGAUUUCUAAAUGAAAGUCAAAUCAGUGGUGGUUUUUUGUCAAACGAUGACGGCGCCAAAAAUUUUACGAAUGAGCAGUCGGAUAGACACGAUAAUUUUUUAUCUGAUGGUUUCUCAAAUUCCUUCAGUCGAAAUGCAAAAAAUGAAUCUGGAAGCAAAAAUUUUACCAUUCCUGAUUGCUCCAAACGUGAACAACGUCAACAAACACAAGGACAAGCGGGAGAUUGCGGACCCGGUAGAUCUGUGUUCGCGAGUUUGUACAAAGACCUGGUUUCUGGUGUGAAAGUUGAAGACACGCAUCUUAGUAGCAAUUGUUCAGAAAAUAACUCCCGUUUGGAACGAGUUGAUUCGAGCAACACUCGCUUUUGUAUUGUAGAAAAAAAUUGUUCAGAAAAAGCGAAUGAACCGAAAAAUUCAAAUAAUUUAGAGACAAAUCAUAUUACCGAACAUAAAUUCACUAUUACUUUAAAAAAUGUAGACAAUGGCUGUGCCCAUUCUGUAAAAAACGAUUUUGUAAAAUCAAAAAAACCGAGAAAAACUUCUGAAUCAUACAGACAAAUUAUCAGAAAGCUUAAAUUAAACAAAUUGCACAAAUCUAAAAAAGAAUUGAAAAAAUGUAAUGCAAAUAUUUUAAAAGUGUUUGCUGACAAAAAUUACAUCCAACAAAAACAUGUGAAAUCUGAAAUUAGUGAAAACUUGAAAUUUGCCUUGAAAUGUAGCAUAGACAAUGAUAGAUGGAAAAAAACCAUUGACACAUCCUUUGAAAAAUCAACUAAUAAAUCAUUUCACAAUAUAUCUGAUCAGACGUUAAAAGCUGAUAUUUGUAAUUCCAAUUGUCAGUCAAAAUUUAAAAAGAAAAAGUUUCUAUCUAACACCAGAUCUCCAGAGCACUCUCGAAACAAAGAUGGAGGUUAUGAUAGUGAUAAAACAGAUAUUUGUGACUACAACGAUGAGAACAAUAAUAGAAACGAUGAACUCCAUCACACUAAUUCUUUAAGCAAUUUGAAAAAGUUGAAUUGUUUGGCAGUUUUAAACUUAAUGCCUUCACAAGAUAUACACAAUUCAAAACUUGCAUUACAGGAUGUCCAUUCCAAGUUGCUGAAUUCAUAUAAAUCAAUUCUUACUGGAAACAAAUGGAAUAUAUUUGAUGAUAAUUUGAAAAUUUAUGGGUUAAAUGAGUACGAUAAAUACUGUAAAUGUGAUUUCACUGAAUUUUCCCAAAAUGAAGAAACUGAAACUUUGCAGAGACAAAAAAUUAAGAGCAGUAUUGAGGACAAAGAUUCAAAUGGUGCUGCUGGCAAUACGAGAUGGUUGAGGCAACAAAAAGCAUAUUACAAGUUCUAUGAAACAGACGAAAUAGAGCAGUAUCAAAAAUAUUCAAUGUUGAAAAUGAAAAAGUUGAAGGCAGAAAAAAAGAUGCAAGGGCAGGAAACCAUUGAUAAAAAGUUCGAUAAAGAUCCAUUGAAGUAUGAGAAAGACCCACUUGGCAUUGAAGACCCAGGGAUGAAAGAUACUGAUGAGUUAACUAAUGGAAAUCUUGUUAUAAAUAUUAUUACAAGUCAUAGUAAUGAUCUCUGUGACGAUGAUGAUGAUGAUUAUGAAGGAAAUCUUGUGAUGGAUGAAAAAUCGUUUGAGUCAAAUUCGGAUACCAGUGUUGUAUCCAGUCAAAAUAAGCAGAAAACGUUGUUAACCAAAAAAGUUAAGAGAAAAUUAGACCAUAAUAAAGAACUUUUAUUUUCAGAUGAAAAAACUAAAGUUAAAUACAAGAAAAGGAAAAAUUCAAAAAAGAAUGAUAUCGAAGUGGGUGAAACAAGUUCUAAUGAAACAAAUGAUGAACGGUACCAAGUCUCUCAUACUUCGGGCUCUAAUAAAAUUGAAAAUAAAUCUGAAAGUUUUAUUUUAUCAAGAGAACUGGGUCCAAAUUUUAACUGGCUUGAAAACAAAAUUCAAAAAAAUUAUAAAACAGAUGAUGUGUUGUGUGAUGUUAAUCCAACUGAUAGAAAACUGCAUAAAAUACACAAGAAGAAGAAUAUGUUGGAUCAAAAUGAUGAUUGUUUGAAAAACAAUAAAAGUGAACCAUCUAAUAGCCAUGUGAAUAGUUCAAUUGAUGAUUAUAAUAAGAAAACCUCUGAUGCAAAUUCGAAUAAAGGUGGAUCAUCAAAAUUUAAUGCUUCUACUAAUAAUAUUUGUCUUUCAAAUUCAAAUAAUUUAAAAGAAACUACAUCAGGUGAUGUUAAACUUUCUAAAAGUUUGGAUAGACAACCAACAUCUGCACAUUAUCAAACCAAUACGCAUGAUCAUGACAAAAACAUGUCUGAGCUCAGUAAAUUUAAACGGUCAGAUUGUCAUUCUGAUAAUAAAACUGGUGAGAUUCUGGAAUCAGGAUUCAGACAAGAGGCUAAAGCUAAAACUUUGGUUGGAGAAAAUUACAUUGGUGCAAACAAAGUUAAAAGUAACGAUAAUUUAUCACUACCUGUUAUAAAAUGUAGUGAACUUUUAAAUCAAAGUGAUAUGAUAGAUUACAAGAAAAAGUUAGAAAUUUAUUCAAAGCUCAAACAAAUGUCAGAAGCCAAAAUGCAGGAAAUAAGAAAUUUGGAAUUUGAAAAAGAAAAAGUUAAGAUUGAAUUAUGGAAUUUAUAUAAUAUUCAUCUUAGAGCAGCAGAAAUGGGAAGCAGGACAGAGGAAGCACUCUGUAAUAAAAAUGGAAAUCCCAGUUAUUCAUAUAUCCCCGUACCUUCCCCGCCCCUCAAUAUUGAAACUUCAAACAUUAAAUCUUUGGAGCACUCGUCAUCAGUUAACGUAUCUUCAACCAAUGUUGAAGAAUCUGUUGAUAAAGAUUCAUUGGAGAGACCUUGUGUAGUGUGCGGCCCUGCUAUGCCUCAUCAGAAGUUGUUAUCCUAUGACGCAAAUAAUAACAGUGCAUUACAUCAGCCACGACAUCAGAAUGCAAAUCAGUUGAAUACGUUUCACAUGGAUUUCAUGCUACAACAUCAACUGCUGUCAAAUCAAGCGACUGUUCCAAAGCAGAGUGUUAACGACAAAUCACAAAAUGUAAAGAAUGCUUCAAAUAAAACUCAGCUGGAAAGUUCAAUCGAUGUUUCCGACAAACAUUGGAAAGCAUUGCAUCAUUUGCAAGCUCAACAAAAAUACUUGCCUAACGAUUUACUGUUUGACCAACAGCAGAAACAAAAUUUUGACUCUCUUCAAAGACGAAAGCUCAACAGAGUAGCUUUAUUAUCAAGUUCUCCAACUAAUUGCAAUUCAUCACAGAAUUUGAAUCAUUGGGUAGGAGUCAAUUCCGGAAUAUUUGAUAACCAAAUAGCCUCCCAACCUAUUUCCCCACAAAAUUCCUACUCAAAAAUAGCAGGCGUUGUAGAGUGUAAAUUAUCUGAUCAGUUGAAUCUAAGUCAAUUCAUCAACCAGCAACAACAGUUCAGGCAGCUUCAGCAAAAAAUCUUAUCGCAGCAUGACCACCACAAAUCAAUUACAUAUCAACAACGGUUACAACAACCAAUUCAAAAUGAAGAAAUCAAUGAAAGUAAAACAACGCAGUGCGGUACUUCAACAACUAACCAACAAUUGAGCAGCAGCACGACGUUGAUAAACGAUCCACUGAACAUGUGCUAUACUGUUCAUAAUGAACUUUUGGAGCAGGCUUUCCACAUUCCUACAAAGCACAACUCUCCUCAAAUUCUCCUUCACCACCUUCCAUCUAGCACUUCAUCAUCCAGGUACGAUGAUAAUUUUAGAAUUUCAUCAAGUAAAGCUCAAAAGUCAGUGAAUUCCUCCAUAAACGCAGACAACGAUUCGAAUACUGAGUUUCAUAUUUUGCAGAAACAAGUAGAUGUAGUCGACAUAAAGCCUAUUCUUGAUCUGUCUAACAAAUCAAACGUAUCCAUUUUUUCUAAAAAUAUGACCUCUCCUGCCAACAACUGCUCGAAUGUCGAAGCAUCUCCAGAGACUAUAGCAUUAGAUUUGUCAAAAGAAAGCCACCUCACGCCUCUCAAUUUGAAAAUCAACAUAAACAGCAACAAAGAUGUUGAAGUAGCUUCACCAAUUGAAUCCUCAAAAGAAAAUAAUUCUACCAAUAAUAAAAGCCCAUCUCCAUCUGCAAACGUUAAGAACAAAGUUGAUUCAUUUGUUACAGCUGAUACAUCAAAACAUUCCUUGAAACAAAAACUAUCGACAGUUCUCGGAACAGGUGUUAGACGUCCUCUUUCGAGACCGAGAUCUUGUGAGCCGGUUAGAGGCAACACUGACUCUUUUGAGAGAUUUUUGAAGAGACAAACAUCAAUUUUGGCACAAACAACGAUUUCAUUAGUGACUACUCAUACAGAAACUUGCUUAUCUAGUUCUUGCACAACCACAUUUUCUCCGUUACCCCAUAAUAUUCAGCCGACUAUCGCUAUGGUGACCAAUUCAUCUAUUAAUGUUACAGAGGAAGAUAAAUUUAUUUCGAAAUCUGAUGUUCUAGUAAAAAAUGUUUCAACCCUUUCUAAAGCCGAUAUUUCAACAGCUAGUAUAUACCAGGCUAUAAGCAAUGUGGUAGAUGCCGAUCAAAGUGAAGUUUUAUUGGAUCUUUGCUUGAAAGAUCAAUCAGCAUCACCUGCCACAAUUGCAGCUCCCGUCACUAAAGAAUCUAUCAUUAAAAUUUUUGAUUCUUCAGUAGCUUCUUCAUCACCAGAAACUCAAAAAAUUACUGCUGAUAAGACAUCUCUUGUCUCCAUAAGUUCUGUUAGUACAGUAGUCACUGUAUCCACAACCCCUGUCAAAUUAGUGAGCAAGCCUGUGAUAGAUUUAACAGAUGAUUUGAAUAUUCCAACCACACACUGCCAGGAGAAGGUUGUCAGUCCUCAACUGGCAUCCAGUACAGGUCAGUAUGCAACUAACAAUCAAAAUAAACUUAAGAAAUAUUCAUCACCUGCCCUUGCUAAUGCAGUUGCUUUUGAAAACAUUACCACUGAUGUUGCCAGCAAUGUUGUUCAACUAAAAGCUCGAAAUGGCAUUAGUAAUUUAACAUUAGAGCCAAAAAAUAGACCUCAAGAAAUGAUUACCAUGAAACCGAUGAAAAUGCAAGCUAGCCAGCAACAGCUUUUACAACAAAAUUCGUUGCUGAGACUGACAUCACCUCAACAAUUACAACAGUCUAAUGUAAACUUUGUAGAAUUAUUACAGCAGCAACAACAAUCUCUACAGCAGUACGUACAACAACCACCCCAACAAUAUUUGCAGCAGCAAGCACAGCAUAUUAUUCAGCAACAGCCGCAGUUUCCAUACCAACAAUCAAUGUCAUCCAUGUCAAACCUUUCUCUCAAUCAAUCAACGCUGCCAUACUUUUCCAUGAAGCAACAACAACAACAGCAGCAGCAGCAGCAACAAACCAUGCUUGCACAACCGAAAGCUAGAAGACAACACGAAUCGCCCAUCGUCAUAUCUCCUCCUCCGGCAUUCCUCGAUGGGACAACUUCCAACGCAACUCUCCCCGCCACUGUUCCUCCACACAUUAAAAAGUUUGCAUACUCGCAGAAGCCACACUUCCUCGAUUACCCCCAGCAACAAAUGCAAAAGCAAGUAUUUCCUAACGUUAACUACCUUCAAAAGCCAAUUCCCAUAAGGAGCAGCGUUAUUAAUAAUAACAGCAGUAACAUUCCAAAUAGCAACAUUAAUGCUUUCAAACAGAACAUGUUGAAUUUAUUGAACGAUAAACGUCUGUUGCAGCAGCAGCAAGUUAUGCAACCAAACCAGUACUUAAUGACCGAGCAGCAACAUCUUCUACAGAAACAUCAAUUCUUACAACAACAACUAAAUUUUUCUCAACAGCAACAACAACAACAGCAACAAACACAGCAACAACAGCAGCAACAUAUAUGCUCGAACUGCUUUCAAUCUGCCAAGUUUAUCUGUUCCGCAUGCAGGAAAGUAUCGUACUGUUCCAGGGAGUGCCAAGCUGACUCUUGGGAGAAAGGUCACAAAAAUGACUGCAAACCUAUUUAA
This is a messenger RNA of Helobdella robusta, 6297 nucleotides long. RefSeq lists its product as hypothetical. Gene Ontology annotation, biological process: regulation of transcription by RNA polymerase II. NCBI's taxonomy places the organism in Eukaryota, Metazoa, Annelida, Clitellata, Rhynchobdellida, Glossiphoniidae. Gene Ontology annotation, molecular function: transcription coactivator activity. Gene Ontology annotation, cellular component: mediator complex. Bases 1 to 6297 code for a protein of 2098 amino acids. The record is from RefSeq and is a predicted model, not a curated record. The transcript has 3 exons.